Molecule: messenger RNA, 303 nt
Organism: Kluyveromyces lactis
Lineage: Eukaryota; Fungi; Ascomycota; Saccharomycetes; Saccharomycetales; Saccharomycetaceae
Exons: 1
Coding region: 1-303 (100 amino acids)
Source: RefSeq, a predicted model, not a curated record
AUGUUAGUGAAGUAUAUUGGAUCUCUUUCUGAGGAGUCUACCGAAUUCAAAGAAUUAUGUAACUGUUUGCCUGAGGAUGUCGAAAAGGGAAAAGAAAACCUUUUGAAAUGUGUAAGAGGUCCAUUCUUUCAGCAAGCAGUUGACAUUUUGGACUUAGCUACGAAGCAGAGCUAUUCGGGACAACAACUCUCACAAAUGUUUGGAUAUUCGUAUACCGGAGAAGGACCACGAGCUCUACUGGAAGGACUUAGAAAUAAGGGCCUCCAGGAAAAGCUAAAGAAGCAAGAUUCACAAUCAGAAUAA